AUGAAUAUUACUGAAGAAAAGUGGUCUAUUCAGCAAUCUCAAGUUCCACCUUCACCUCACCAUCCACAUUCUGUAAUGUCACCACAAAUGAGCGGUAUGCCUGCUGACAACUUUAUGCAACCCUUUCCAUAUGACGGACCAACUGCUCAAGGUCAAUUACAUUCCCAAAUCUAUGUGCCAAUUGCCACACAAUCUCCAUCAACCCCUCGACCAACCAACUCUCCAAGCAGCAACACAAACACGUCUAAUCCUGCAUCUGAUCGUAAAGUUAUAGAUAAUCGACCUACAUUCACAACUACUUCCUUUCAUGCUACCCCAUUUCAAGCGGGUGCUGUUAGGAAACGUAGAACUGAUACAUUAGGUUUCUCACAGGAUGUAGGGCCAUUCUUCUCACCAACUCAACAACAUCACAAUAUUUAUAGUGCAGAUAGAACGUUAAGCCCAACUCAUCAUACCAUGAACGAAUCAGACAUAUCAUGUUUACUCGAAGUUGAUGGACAAUUUCAUCCUAUUAGUCAAUUUUUAUUAGGUAUCACUGCAAGGGUUUCCAACAGUGACAAAAAAAUCGAAUUGGUGCAACACACACCAAAACGUGAUAAAGGUCCACAAAUGGUUCCAGUUCCAAAACCUAUUCGUGCAGGUGGAAACUUGAACCUUAGUUCUGUUGGAUCAAACUCAAAUAUUGUCACCUUUGAACGUAUUCAAUUUAAAACUGCAACCGCUAAUAAUGGAAAACGUCGCGCUGCGCAACAAUAUUAUGUUGUAAUGGUCGAUCUUUACGCACAAACAGAAAAUGGUGAACAAUUCCGAGUAGCUACAUCAACUUCUGCUCCUUUAGUCGUAAGGGGUCGUAGUCCUGGUCAUUAUGCUGAUAAUCAUGAUCGUUAUAGUCCAAUGAGCAUGAAUCCAGCAUUCCCAAAUGAUCGUCACAUGGGAUUUCCACAUCCUCAAGGACCAGGUGGUGCUCCCGUUAUGGCACAGGAUUUUAGUGGAGCUUCUUUUCCGGGACCAUACAACCAAUACCCUCCCUUCCCAGGCUUCCCCCCUGUUAAUGGAGGGCCAAUGCGAAAUGAUGCUUUAUUGAUGAUGCCGAAUGGACAAGCACCUCAAUUCCAUCCUCAACAUCCACAUCAGCAAUACAUGGUACAAGGUAUAUCCGAAGGAGAAAACCCUAAUCCAGAUAUGUACAGUAAUGCAAAUAUGGAUACAAGCGUGGUUAAUAAUUCACACGACCAAAAGAUGCAUGACAUACAUAUGGAAGGGGUAACCGCUGCUUCGGCGCCACAUUCAGCAUUUUCAAAUUUUGAGUCCCGUCAAAUUCAAACACCAGGUACAGGACCAAACGCGGCACCAGAAUAUGUUGAAGGAUUUCAUAUGUAUCACAACGACAGUCACCCCACCAGCAAUACAUCCGCACAUGAAGGUUACCAUUCUGAUAACGAGCAUCAUAGCAAUGGAUUAAAUCACAUGAACGGACGACAAACAAGACCAGACGGUUCGUCAGAACAUAAUAAUAAUUCAUCACAAAUUAAUGGUGAUAAAUCAGGACAUGAUUCAAAAUCACCUUUAUUAGCAAACGGAAAUAACAAUACUACGAAUUAUCGAAUUGGAAAAACGGAAAAUACCGAUAAGUUAUAA
Messenger RNA from Dentiscutata erythropus, 1638 nucleotides. NCBI's taxonomy places the organism in Eukaryota, Fungi, Glomeromycota, Glomeromycetes, Diversisporales, Gigasporaceae. The record is from the annotation of a GenBank genome assembly.